Messenger RNA from Salmo salar (Atlantic salmon), 8799 nucleotides. RefSeq names its product protein unc-79 homolog. The record is from RefSeq and is a predicted model, not a curated record. Gene Ontology annotation, molecular function: protein binding. NCBI's taxonomy places the organism in Eukaryota, Metazoa, Chordata, Actinopteri, Salmoniformes, Salmonidae.
GCGAGCCUGUGCGCGAGGGUGUUUAUUCACUUUUCUUAAGACUAAGGUGGAAUAACACCGUAGGGGAGAAAAAACAUUUGACAGUGUUUGUUUUAUGAUUCGUGAAUUAUUUCCACAAUGUCUACGAAAGCAGAGCAAUUUGCCUCUAAGAUACGAUACUUGCAAGAGUAUCACAACCGUGUGCAACACAAUAUUUACCCCGUGCCCUCCGGAACAGACAUUGCAAACACACUGAAAUACUUUUCCCAAACCCUGCUCAGCAUUCUGUCCCGCACAGGCAGGAAGGAGAACCAGGAAGCUUCCAAUUUGGCCGUGCCCAUGACCAUGUGUCUUUUUCCUGUGCCAUUCCCACUCACCCCAUCUCUAAGACCACAAGUCAGUUCCAUCAACCCUACAGUUACUCGCUCCCUCCUUUACAGCGUUCUGCGUGAUGCCCCGCCAGACCGCGGGGGGCAGGGGCAGCAGAGUCGGGACGCUCAGCUCUCAGAGUACCCCUCUCUGGACUAUCAGGGGCUCUAUGCGACCCUCGUGACCCUGCUUGACCUGGUGCCCCUGCUGCAGCAUGGUCAGCAUGAUCUGGGACAGUCCAUAUUUUACACAACAACUUGCCUCCUGCCCUUUCUCAGUGACGAUAUUCUCAGCACUUUACCCUACACUAUGAUCUCCACUUUAGCUACAUUCCCCCCAUUCCUGCACAAAGACAUCAUUGAGUACCUGAGCACUUCUUUCCUCCCCAUGGCUGUAUUGGGUUCCACUAGAAGAGAAGGGGGCGUUCCAGCAUAUGUCAAUCUAUCUGCCUCCUCUAUGCUAAUGAUUGCUAUGCAGUACACCUCCAACCCAGUAUACCACUGUCAGUUGUUGGAGUGUCUUAUGAAGCACAAGCAGGAAGUGUGGAAGGACCUGCUGUAUGUCAUAUCCUACGGACCAUCCCAAGUAAAGCCUCCAGCCGUGCAGAUGCUCUUUCAUUACUGGCCAAACCUAAAGCCCCCAGGAGCCAUCAGUGAAUACAGAGGCCUGCAGUACACUGCCUGGAACCCCAUCCACUGCCAACACAUUGAGUGUCACAAUGCCAUCAAUAAACCUGCCGUCAAGAUGUGCAUCGAUCCCACCCUCUCCGUUGCCCUGGGAGAGAAGCCCCCUCCUCUGUACAUCUGUGAGGAGUGCAGCCAAAGGAUAUCAGGAGAUCAUGCAGAAUGGCUUGUUGAUGUGCUCUUGCCCCAAGCCGAGAUAUCUGCUAUUUGUCAAAAGAAGAACUGUAGCUCACAUGUCAGGAGGGCGGUUGUCACCUGCUUCUCAGCUGGCUGCUGUGGGCGCCAUGGCAACCGGCCCGUCCGCUACUGCAAGCGUUGCCAUGUCAACCACCACAGCAGCGAGACGGGGGCUGCGGCGGAGACCCAUCUCUACCAAACCUCUCCCCCUCCCAUCAACACCCGCGAGUGUGGGGCAGAGGAGUUGGUGUGCACUGUGGAGGCUGUUAUCAGCCUACUGAAGGAGGCGGAGAUCCACGCGGAGCUGCGUGAGUUUGAGCUGAACAGGCGUCGUCAGAUGGGCCUGUCUGCCUCCCACCACUCCCUUGACAACAUCGACUUCGACAACAAAGAGGACGACCAGCACGACCAGAGGCUCCUCAGUCAGUUUGGCAUCUGGUUCCUGGUGAGCCUGUGCACCCCCAGUGAGAACACGCCCACAGAGAGCCUGGCGCGGCUGGUGAGCAUGGUGUUCCAGUGGUUCCACUCCACAGCCUACAUGAUGGAUGACGAGGUGGGCUCCCUGGUGGAGAAGCUCAAGCCCCAGUUUGUCACCAAGUGGCUGAAGACCGUGUGUGACGUACGCUUCGACGUCAUGGUGAUGUGCCUGCUGCCCAAGCCGGUGGAGUUCGCCAGGGUGGGGGGUUACUGGGAUAAGUCUUGCAACACGGUGACCCAGCUGAAAGAGGGGCUGAACAGGAUCCUGAGCCUGAUCCCCUACAACGUGAUCAGCCAGCCGCUGUGGGAGUGCUUCAUGCCAGAGUGGCUGGAGGCCAUCCGCACUGAGGUGCCUGACCAGCAGCUCAAGGAGUUCAGAGAGGUGCUCAGCAAGAUGUUUGACAUUGAGCUGUGCCCCCUGCCCUUCUCCAUGGAGGAGAUGUUUGGGUUCAUUGGCUGCAGGUUCUCAGGCUACCCAGCCUCUGUGCAGGAGCAGGCUCUGCUCUGGCUGCAUGUGUUGUCAGAGCUGGACAUUGUGGUGCCUCUGCAGCUGUUGGUCGGGAUGUUCUCUGAUGGGGUGAACUCUGUGAAGGAACUGGCCAAUCAGAGGAAGGCUCACGUCUCAAAUCUAACUGGGGAAAAUACUGAGGCUCGGAGGGAAAGCGUGGUUUCAGAUCCAGGCCGUCUUGGGCAGCACAACACCCUGAGCCCAUUCCCCAGUCCGUUCAGGAGCCCAUUCCGAAGCCCCCUGCACUGCAGUCCCUUUAAGAACCUAGGCCAUGCUACAGGACACUGUGCCCUGGACCUGGACUGUGACGAUGAUGACAUGAACCUGAGCUGCUUCAUCCUCAUGUUUGACCUCAUCCUCAAACAGAUGGAGCUCCAGGAUGACGGCGUGAUGCUGGUUCUGGAAAGCAGCCUGGGGAAAGACAUCGUGGGCAUCAUAAACAAUGUCUUCCAGGCCCCGUGGGGUGGCACCCACACCUGUCAGAAGGAUGAGAAGGCCCUGGAGUGUAGCCUGUGCCAGUCUAGCAUCUUAUGCUACCAGCUGGGCUGUGAGCUCCUAGAGAGACUCACCCCCAGGGAGGAGAUACAUCUGGUGGAGCCAACAGAUGGCUUGGAGGACACAUUGCUGUUGCCUCAAGUGUUUGGACCUGAAAAAGGGACAAAGGGAGGGACAGAGGAAGGGGACCAACCUACCAGCACACACACUGACAACCCUACCAAUCAAAGUGACUCUCCUGACAACCCAUCAAUGAAGAAUAAUCCUGACAAGAAGUUUUCCUACCAGCAGCUCCCUGUGUCUCUCAAGCUAAUAUACACCAUUCUGCAGGAAAUGUCCAAGUUUGAGGAGCCUAAUAUCCUGUUCAACAUGCUGAACUGUCUGAAGAUCCUGUGUCUCCACGGAGAGUGUCUGUACCUGGCCCGUAAGGACCACCCCCAGUUCCUGGCCUACAUCCAGGAAAAGAUGCUUAUUCCCAGACUGUGGACCAUGCUGAAGUCCGAGUUCUGCCAGCUGGCCUCCCUGGCCGUGCCCCAGCUCCUGCAUGCCCUCUCCCUCUCCCAUGGAGCAGACAUCUUCUGGAACCUGGUGGACAGCAAUUUCAACAGCAAGGACUGGAAGAUACGCUUUGAAGCAGUGGAGAAGGUAGCAGUGCUCUGUCGGUUCCUAGACAUCGGUUCUGUGACGAAAAACCACCUGCUGAAGUACUCCCUGGCCCACGCCUUCUGCUGCUUCCUGGCCUCUGUGGAGGAUGUCAACCCGGCUGUUGCCACACGCGCCAGGCUGCUGCUGGACACCAUCAAGAGCCCAGCACUACAGGGCUUGUGUCUGUGCCUGGACUUCCAGUUCGACACAGUGGUGAGGGACCGGCCCAUCAUCCUCAGCAAGCUGCUGAUGCUGCACCACCUGAAGCAGGAGGUCCCUGCCCUCAGCUGGGAGUUCUUUGUCAACCGGUUCGAGACGCUCUCCCUGGAGGCCCAGCUCCACUUGGACUGCAACAAGGAGUUCCCUUUCCCCACCACCAUCACAGCUGUGCGCACCAACGUGGCCAACCUUAGUGAUGCAGCGAUGUGGAAAAUCCGACGGGCGCGCUUUGCCAGGAAUCGUCAGAAGAGUGUGCGUUCCCUCCGUGACAGCGUCAAGGGCCCGUCCGAGUCCAAGAGGGCCUUCUCCCUCCCAGAGACUCUGUGUAACCGUCUACCUCUAAGACUUACGAGGCAAGAGCACUCUGCCCCGACUCUGGGAGAUAUGAUAGAGAAAGUCCUGCCAGGCCAGCCCUCACCAGAGGACGACUCGGUCAUCAGGGACCUGCUCCCAGAGGAUGCUGGGAUAGAUCACCAGACGGUGCACCAGCUCAUCAUGGUGCUGAUGAAGUUCAUGGCCAAAGACAAGAGCAGUGCCGAGGCAGACAUUGGCAGUGCCAAGGCCUUCAACACGGUGAAGCGCCACCUGUAUCUACUGCUGGGCUUCGACCAGCAGGAGGGUUGCUUCAUGAUCGCACCGCAAAAGAUGAGGACCUCAACCUCCUUCAAUGCUUUCAUCGCUGGCAUCGCACAGGUGAUGGACUACAACAUUGGGCUGGGGAAGCAGCUGCUCCCCCUGGUGGUCCAGGUGUUGAAGUACUGCACCUGCCCCCAGCUCAGACACUACUUCCAGCAGCCCCCACGCUGCUCUCUCUGGGCCCUGCAGCCACACAUCAGACAGAUGUGGCUCAAAGCCCUGCUGGUCAUCCUCUACAAGUACCCCUACAGGGACAUGGAUGUGAGUAAAGUGGUUCUGCACCUUAUCCACAUCACCAUCAACACCCUGAAUGCCCAGUACCACAGCUGUAGACCCCAUGCCACCGCCGGACCCCUCUACAGUGACAACUCCAACAUCAGCCGCUACAGCGAGAAAGAGAAAGAGGAGGACAGUGUAUUUGAUGAGUCUGAUGUCCAUGACACCCCAACUGGAGCAGGCAACAAGGAGUCCCAGACCUUCUUCGCCCGUCUGAAGAGGAUCGGUGGCAGCAAGUCUGUCAAGUACCAGCCAGUGGAACUGAAUGCCCAGAAAAGUGAAAUUGAGCUGUCUGAGUACCGCGAGGCCAGUGCGCUACAGGACAGCAUCCUGCACUGUGUGAGGGAGGAAAGCACCAGGAAGAAGCGCCUGCAGGCCAUGCACAAGCAGAAGUCCUUGGACAUUGCCAACACUGACUCCAUCCUCUACAACCUGGACGAGCACCGACGCAAGUCCUGCAUAGACCGCUGUGACCUGCAGCAUGGUCUCCCCGCACCCCCCUCCACCACCUCCCACCCCAGGCGGACAGGGGGCCAUGGGAAGGGCUCGUCAGAUGGUUCCUCAGGCCGUGUGGAGGGCAGCGUCCACCAGGACCGUCGAGGAUCCCGGGGGGGCCACUCAGACUGCUCCAGGCCUGUCAUCCCAGAGGUGCGUCUCAGCUGCAUGGAGACUUUUGAGGACAAGGCCGACCUGGACUCCCCUCUUACAGGGGGCUCAUCAGCAGAGAAGGAGGACCCGGACCUCAUUGACCUCUCCUCUGACUGUACUUCCAUCCCAGAGAAACACUCCAUCCUCUCCAUGUCCGACAACGACUCCCUGGUGUUUGAGCCCCUGCCGCCACUGAGGAUCGUGGAAAGUGACGAGGAAUUUGACCUCAACACAGUGAUGGGCAACAGGCUGAAUGGGAGUGCCAGGCUCCCAGCCUCCCCUGCCAGGCUCCCAGCCUCCCCUGCCAGGCCCCCAGCCUCCCCUGCCAGGCCCGCUGCCUCCCCUGCCAGGCCCCCAGCCUCCCCUGCCAGGCCCGCAGCCUCCCCUGCCAGGCCCCCAGCCUCCCCUGCCAGGCCCGCUGCCUCCCCUGCCAGGCCCCCAGCCUCCCCUGCCAGGCCCGCUGCCUCCCCUGCCAGGCCCCCUUCCUCACCUGCCAGCAGUAGCACCAUGCGCCUGUCUCGGGUGGUGCAAGUGAGCGUGGAGGACUGCUCUAUGGACAAGAAGACCACAGACUCCACAGCAAAAGAAAUCCCUCAACAGCCUUUACAGAGGAGGCCACGCUAUGCAACCCCCACCACCUCCCUGGAGCUGCCUGACCAGCCGGAGCACCCUGGCCUGGAGAGCCCCAUGACUCUCAGCUUACAACAGAAGAGGGACCUGCUGAGGAAGACCCCUGCUGUCCCUGACACCUCCCUGGAUGACUUUGUGCACCCUGAGGACCUGAAGGCAGCGGUGGGUCUGGGGACCAGUCCCUCUGGUAGGACCGUCUUCCUGGACAUUCCUGAAGACACAGCCGAGCCCCUCACCUCUCUGGAGGGGAACAAUGAUGAAGAGGAAGAUUAUGAAGAUGAUGACCUUGAUGACAGCGACCUGAAACCUGAUGAUGAUGAUGAGGAUGACAAUGACGAGGCAGAGUUUAAGAUCCAGAUAGUUCCCCGGCAACGCAAGCAGAGGAAGAUAGCUGUGAGCGCCAUCCAGAGAGAGUACCUGGACAUCUCCUUCAACACCCUGGACAAGCUGGGUGAGCAGCCCACUGAGACAGCUCAGUACCGUCAGGCGAAGCGGGGCUCGUUGGGAGCUCUAACCAUUAGCCAGCUGAUGAAGAGACAGUUGGAGCACCAGUCCAGCGCCCCUCACAACAUCAGCACCUGGGAGACAGGCCCCACCAAGACCAGCCUCCUAUCUGCCCCCAGUACAGUCAGUAUGUUUGUGCCCGCCCCCGAGGAGUUCAUUGAUGAUCAGCCCACCACCAUGACUGACAGGUGUCGUGACUGUGGUGCGGUGCUAGAGGAGUAUGAUGAGGAGACCCUGGGCCUGGCAGUGGUGGUGCUCUCCAUGUUCAUCCACCUCAGCCCUGACCAGGCCGCUCCACUGCUGCUGGACAUCCUGCAGUCUGUGGGCAGGCUGGCGUCUAGCGCUAAUUUCUCUGGGCAAGCUGAGAGUAUGCUGAUCCCUGGCAACGCAGCAGGUGUGGCUAAGCAAUUCCUCCGCUGUGUGUUCCACCAGCUGGCCCCCAAUGGCAUCCUGCCCCAGCUCUUCCAGAGCAACAUCAAAGAUGGAGGUUUUCUGAGAACAUUGGCUUCUUCCCUGAUUGAUUUUAAUGAACUGAGUUCUGUGGCUGCGCUGAACCAGUUGCUGGAGGGUCUGAACAACAAGAGGAGUCUACCAGCAGGGGGCACCAUGCUGCACUGCCUGGAGAACAUUGCCACCUUCAUGGAGGCCCUGCCCAUGGACUCCCCCAGCAACCUGUGGACCACCAUCUGCAAUCAGUUCCAGACCUUCCUCACUAAACUACCUUCUGUGCUGCCUCUGAAGUGUCCCCUGGACUCCAGUUUGAGGAUUAUCAUUUGUUUGUUGAAGAUCCCCACCACAAGUGCAACCCGGAGCUUACUGGAGCCCUUCUCCAAACUGCUGAGCUUUGUUAUGCAGUAUGGAGUGUUCAGCCUCUCUUACCUGGUGGAGCUGUGUGGCCUCUGUUACAAAGCCUUCAACAAGGAGAGAGAUAAGUUCUAUAUGUCUCGUAUUGUGGUGCUGGAGCUUCUGCAGGCUCUGAAGUUCAAGUCUCCUCUACCCGAUACUAACCUGCUACUGCUGGUCCAGUUUGUUUGUUCAGAUAUUGGUACGAGGCUAGCAGAGUCUACUAUUCUGUCAAAGCACAUGAUCUCAUCACUUCCAGGGUGCACGACAGCGGCAAUGGAAUGCAUGAGGCAAUACAUCAGUGAGCUUCUAGACUUCAUAGCAGAUAUGCACACACUGACCAAACUGAAAAACCAUAUGAAAGCGUGUUGUCAGCCACUGCACGAGGACACGUUUGGAGGGAACCUGAAAGUGGGCCUGGCACAGGUGGCUGCCAUGGAGAUCAGCAAAGGCAAUCACCGUGACAAUAAGGCAGUGAUCCGUUAUCUUCCCUGGCUCUACCAUCCCCCGUCCACCAUGCAGCAGGGACCUAAGGAGUUCAUCGAGUGUGUGUCCCACAUCCGCCAGCUGUCCUGGCUGCUCCUGGGCUCCCUGACCCACUAUGCCCUGCACCAGGGCUCCACCUCCUGUAUGCCCAUCCCCCUGGACGCUGGCUCACACAUCGCUGACCACCUCAUCAUCAUCCUCAUCGGCUUCCCUGAGCAAUCCAAGACGUCAGUGCUGCACAUGUGCUCCCUGUUCCAUGCCUUCAUGUUUGCCCAGCUGUGGACCAUCUACUGUGAGCAGGCGGCGGCCGCCUCGGCCCUGCAAAACCAGAACCAGACAGAGUUCUCUUCCAAUGCCAUACUGACGGGCCUGGAGUUCUGGAGCCGCGUCACACCCAGCAUCUUGCAGCUCAUGGCCCAUAACAAAGUGAUGGUGGAGAUGGUGUGUCUACAUGUCAUUAGCCUGAUGGAGGCUCUACAAGAAUGCAACUCAACCAUCUUCGUGAAGUUAAUACCUAUGUGGUUGCCCAUGAUUCAAUCCAACCUAAAGCAUCUGUCUGCAGGGCUCCAGCUGCGACUGCAGGCCAUCCAGAACAGGGUGAACCACCAGUGUCUGCAGGGCCAGGCAGCCGGGGCCCUGCCCUUUGCCCUGCGCAAGUGGCUGCAGUGCACCCAGUUCAAGAUGGCCCAGGUGGAGAUCCAGUCAUCAGAGGCCGCUUCACAGUUCUACCCUAUGUGACCUGCCCACCUCUCACGAGAUCCACCAAGACCCAGGCCACCUCAGGACCAGCAUGCAUCUGCCUAAUGCCUGCCUGCCUGACCAUAAACAUCAGGAAGUUGACUCCUGCAUAAACUGACUCUCACCGUCUUAAGACUCUGCUUCUGACGUAAUCCUCUUCAGCACCGUCUAAACUUUGUAUAUCUAUACUACUAUUUUGUGCAAUGAGAGGGAUAGGUGAGUACAGGUCGGGCAGGUGUGCAGAUGCAGGAGGAUAACAGUAGAAUAAAUAACAGUUUAGCUGCCCAACAUGCUGUGUGCAGCGUCAGAGGUCAAACUAGAUGGAGGGAAUAUCUAGCAGCACUGCACAUGACUAGAGUGGAUGGAUGGAGAAUGCUGUAUGCUGAAGCUCAGACUUGUUUACUUGGUGAUACUCAUGUUCUAUAUCGUUAUUUUUAGUUGCAAGCCUGACAAAAUAAUAAAAUCAAGCCACAUGUUCUAAAUAUA